This is a messenger RNA of Funneliformis geosporum, 606 nucleotides long. NCBI's taxonomy places the organism in Eukaryota, Fungi, Glomeromycota, Glomeromycetes, Glomerales, Glomeraceae. The record is from the annotation of a GenBank genome assembly.
GAAGCUGACAAUCUUCAAACCAACAUUGAUUUAUGGAAUGAUGAUAUGAAAAAAUUAGCAAAAUCAGAAGUUAACAAUAGAGUGAACAUGCAUAAUCUAGAAAAUGCGGUAAUAAGUAUGGGCAUAUUGGCUGGGAUUCAGCACUUUAAAACAUAUAAUUCCCAAUUGUUGAUUUCCCAACAAUAUGCCGACAUGGUGUUUGAUUCGGCAGAACAAGAACAAAAGAGAAAAGCAGAUGAAAAUAAUGAGAAAGCCUCUCCUCGCGAUCAUACAUCUCCUUUACGUGACGAUUUUUUUGAUGGUUAUAGUGAAAGUGAGGCGGAUGAUAGCGGAAUAAUUAAAUGGGAAUUUGACAGUGCAAUUCCAAUAUGGCUUGAAAAAGGAAUGCUGUAUCAUAAAGAAUUAAUUUCGGAAGAAGAUGAGGAUAAAAGAGUCAAAGACUCAACAAAGUCGAUAUGGUGGAGAAUUAUAGAUGGAUCAGAUUUAGAUGUAACUAGAGAAUAUCUUUCAGAAGAAGAAUUUUUAGAAUUACAAGAAAUUUUAGCCAAUGCGCUCAAAUUAGAAACUACAAUUAAUGAUUGGAAAAUAUUGAAAUCACAAGCAUAG